This is a messenger RNA of Exophiala oligosperma, 2337 nucleotides long. RefSeq names its product glutamate-tRNA ligase. Gene Ontology annotation, molecular function: glutamate-tRNA ligase activity; tRNA binding; zinc ion binding. The coding region runs from base 109 to 1947 and encodes 612 amino acids. The record is from RefSeq and is a predicted model, not a curated record. Lineage: Eukaryota; Fungi; Ascomycota; Eurotiomycetes; Chaetothyriales; Herpotrichiellaceae. Gene Ontology annotation, biological process: glutamyl-tRNA aminoacylation. The transcript has a single exon.
CUUCGAUUGCUUACCGCAUUUUGGGUGGCUGUUCUUUUUUCGUUGUGCCUUACCCUCGCCCUCCUCACACCUUGGCCAUCACUCUCACAUCCUCCUUAGCUAAAACACAUGAGGACUGGCCGAACCGCCCAGGCUGGACUAGGCCGUCUCACGGAAUGGGUAUGUACCACAUGUCGAGCACGCCAGACUCCAAAUCGAGCGGCGCACAAGUAUGAUGCUCCUACUGCGGCGGGAACCAUUCGUCUACACACACGCACCUAUUCCUCCAGCCCUCCUCUGAGACGCGGGAAACUGCCAGACAGUCCGGCCCGGACCAGAUUCGCCCCGUCGCCCACCGGCAACCUCCAUCUGGGGUCCAUUCGUACGGCACUCUUCAAUUACCUUCUCGCUCGCGCAACCCAAGGCCAGUUCCUCCUGCGCAUCGAAGACACGGACGCGAAACGCACCAUCCCCGGUGCCGAAGAAAGACUGUACAGAGACUUGACGUGGGCGGGGCUGAACUGGGAUGAGGGCCCUGUGGUCGGUGGUCCUUACGGGCCCUAUCGACAGUCCGAACGACUACCGUUGUAUCAACAGCACAUCACGUCGCUUCUGUCCUCGGGCCACGCCUACCGGUGCUUCUGUACACCCGAAAGACUUGACGACCUGAACAGGCGCAGGCACGAGAAGGGACUGAGUCUGGGCUACGAUCGGAAAUGCGCGCACGUUUCCCACGCUGAAUCCGAAGAGAGAGCCUCCAAGGGCGAGAAGCACACAGUCCGCUUUCGCUCCCCGGACACCUGGCCACGGUACAAUGACCUGGUGUACGGGAAGAGCGGACACGGUGCGGAGAAGACGAAGAAGCUCCUGGUGGAUGAACCCGUGUACGAAGACGUGAUCUUGAUCAAGUCCGACGGCUACCCUACGUACCACUGGGCCAACGUCUGCGACGACCACGACAUGCGCAUCACCCACGUCGUGCGCGGGAGCGAGUGGAUGGCCAGCACGCCGCUGCACGUCGCUCUGUACGAUGCCUUGGGCUGGACGGCGCCCCUCUACGCCCACGUGCCGCUGCUGGUCGACGAGAACAAGCAGAAGCUCAGCAAACGCAACUUCGACUCGGACAUUGCCAGUUUCCGGGACAAGGGCAUCUUUCCCGAGACGCUGGUCAACUUUGCGGCGUUGCUCGGAUGGUCGCACGCCCAAAAGAACGACGUCAUGGACCUCGGGCAGCUCGAGAAGCUGUUCGACCUGAAAAUCACAAAGGGCAACACCAUCGUCUCGUUCAACAAGCUCGAGUACCUCCAGAUCCGACACGCGCGGCGUCGGAUUCAAGCUCGAGGCCCCGAGUUUGAGCAAAUGGUUCGCGACCUCGCCGUGGCCGUGCUGGGUCGUUACGGCGCUCGCAACGUCACCGAAUUCAUCGGCACCAGGACCCUGCCGGACGUCCUGACGUCCAUGCUCGAGAUCGAGUCGUUCAAGUACCGGUCUCCGUCGGACUUUGCGGACCAACUCUCGGUCUUCUUCGAACCCGUCUCGUUGACCACGGCGCACGCGACGCCUCCGGACGUCGAUGCGUCGUCGCUGCAUUAUCUCCGCGUAGCGGCCGCGGCGAUGUGUCUCGUCCCGCAGACCUCGUGGACCGAGAAUGUCCAUCUGUCACAGCUCAAGAGUCUGGAGGUGUCGCCCGACCAAGGCGUCAUCGACCCGGCCCGGUGGAAGAAGGAUCUGUAUCACUACCUCCGCUGGGCGUUGGCGACGGGUCCCCGAGGGCCCCCUGUCGCGAAGACGCUAGAACUUUUGGGGAGGGAGGCGUCGGUGCUCAGACUUCAAGCCGCGAACCUGAGAGCCCAAGAAAUCGUGUCCGCUUCGUCCAAACCAAGGAUCGAGACCGAGACUUUCAAGGGCCACGCCGAGGGCAAGAGAAGGAUCGAAAAGGAGUGGACCGGACAUGGCCUGCCUGUGUAGUACCAUGACCAUGUCUGUGUAUAGUAUCAUGUCCUACUAUAUGUAUGUUACCGUAUACAUGUAUUCCAAGUGUAAAUGUCACAAAAAGCUGCUGUCCGUGUAUACUCUAUACUCGAUUGAAAGAGACUUCCCUUCGUACGGGGGCUGGUUAAUCCAAACAAAUGGACAAUGUACUCCAUAUCGUACCCACACACCGACACCUACGUCUAUCUACCUCUUCUUGGUUGGAGGAGGGGUUUUGUUGACGGGUUUCGACAUCCUUUUCUUCUCUAUUACUGGGGUUGCAGGCGAUCAACCUACGGUACGGUACUGUAGUCACUAGUCGAACCAUUUUGAGGCCUCAAGUAUUGAACCACUUCGUAUCUCAUACCAAGGUACCCCUGCGCGGGG